Chironomus riparius is the source of this 1275-nucleotide messenger RNA. Lineage: Eukaryota; Metazoa; Arthropoda; Insecta; Diptera; Chironomidae. The record is from the annotation of a GenBank genome assembly.
AUGAACUUUCCAGCUUUUGGGAGUUUUCCCUCAAUUCAUCAUCAAUUCACGACAGCUGCAGUGACCUCAACACCCUCAUCGCAGGAAAAUCGAUAUACAAGCUAUCAGGCGCCAACAUCAUCGUCUACAAAUCCAGUAAAGUUUCGUGCUGAGGAUAUGGCAUCAACAAAUAUAAAUAAGUACGUCACACACUAUCCAACAGCAUCAGCAACACAUUUACAGUAUGGAUAUAAUACAAAUCAACAGCAAGCUGAGAAUCCAAAGACUAGUUAUGUCCAUACGACGAGUGCACCGACAUCAUCAAUAACCACAUCCCAUACGACAUCUGAAUUAUCGCAAGAUAUUACAAGCUUAUUGCUUAAAGAACAAUCUGUUGGAAAUGACUCGACUAAGAGAGUCUUACAGACAUCAUCAGUUGCUGACUAUUUAAGUCAUUUACCCACACUUCAUCACUUCCUUAAAUAUUCAGCAGAAACAGCUGCAAUUAAGAAGGAAAAUGUCAGUACGAGUUCGAUUUUUCAGACUCAGCCUGUUGCUUCUCAAAGCUUGAAUUUAAUUCCUUCUACGUCAUCAAUUGCGAAUAUCAUACAUACGCCUAUCCAGCAGAACAUUCAGACAAAUCAGGCAAACAUUCAAGUUUCAACUCAACCCCAACAAAUAUCAGCACCUAAUACUGGAAAUGUCACGACAACAUCUAAUCCAACAGCUACAAAGAAGAAGAAGAAAAAGAAGGCACCAAAAGAAAAGAAGCCACGACCAAAAGCUGGAGAAAUUCGAUUGAAAUUCGCACUUGAUGGAUCAAUGCUUUUUGUAUGUCCCGAGUGUCAAGUUGCUUAUCCAGAAAAGGAAAUUCUCGAUCAGCACAUGAUUGGUCAUCAAAAUAUGGAGAGACGAUUUGUAUGCGAGAUUUGCAACGCAGCAUUAAAACGUAAAGAUCACUUGACAAGACACAAACAAUCACAUAAUCCGGAACGUCCUUAUUUGUGUCAUUGCCUCAAAGCAUUCAAGAGAAAAGAACAACUGAGCCUUCAUGCUGUUAUACAUUCAGGCAAUAAGAAGCACUCGUGUAGUGAAUGCGGUAAGGGAUUUUAUCGAAAAGAUCAUCUACGUAAGCACAUGAGAUCGCACAUUGCGAGAAGAUUAAAAGCUGAACUAUCUCAACAAAUGGGUCAUAAUCAAAAUAAUACACAAUCAAAUGGUCAGGAUCAACAGCAGCAACAGCAACAGGGACAAUCGGAAGCACCACAAAUCAUGCAAAUUCAACAAAAUUGUUAA